UGAAUCCAUCCAUGGGUUUGAGUUGAAUAGAUAUAGAUUGGUCGCAUCCUCCCCAAUUUUAACGCAUGCGCGAUAUCCUUCCUUCCUUCUUCUUCGGUGUUUAACCAAACGAUGGCUGCUGCUGCUGCAUUCAAUGUUACUACAACACCGCCACUUUUCUCACUGUCAAAUGUUGUUGCUCUGAACCCUAACCCUAGAAGAAGUAUUUCCGUCGGGGUGGUUAGGUCCCGAGGUGGGGGUGUGAAACUAGCAGUAGCAGUACGACGACAAGUGAAAGUGAGGGCAGUGGAAAGUGGUAGUAGUUCAGAGGAGAAAGUAAUAGUACAGUCAAAAGUGACUCACAAAGUAUUCUUUGAUGUUAGUAUUGGAAAUCCAGUUGGGAAGCUGGUUGGAAGGAUUGUGAUAGGACUCUUUGGUGAUGAUGUCCCACAAACUGUUGAGAACUUCCGUGCCCUUUCCACCGGUGAGAAGGGCUUUGGCUACAAGUCCUCCACCUUCCAUCGCGUCAUCAAGGACUUCAUGAUUCAAGGAGGAGACUUUGAUAAAGGAAAUGGAACUGGAGGCAAAAGUAUCUAUGGUCGUACUUUCAAAGAUGAGAAUUUUAAUCUGUCUCAUACCGGACCAGGAGCUGUUAGCAUGGCAAAUGCUGGUCCCAACACCAAUGGGAGUCAGUUUUUCAUAUGCACUGUCAAGACGCCGUGGCUGGAUCAGAGGCAUGUUGUAUUCGGCCAAGUUUUGGAAGGCAUGGACAUUGUUAGGUUGAUUGAAUCACAGGAGACUGAUCGUGGUGAUCGUCCCCUAAAGAAGGUGACAAUCAGUGACUGUGGCGAGCUUCCAAUUGCUUGACAUGUUUUGUCUUCUCAUGGCUUCUCUUUGCUUGUUGCUGCUGAGGAUAAAAAGAAGCUACCGCUCUCUCGAAUUUUUGUUUGACUGUUCUAAAUGAGUUCAGUACCUCUCUUAUUUUCAUACUAGGACCCUACAAACUCUUACCAACUAUUUGUAUUCUAGUAGAAAUAUAGUUGGAAUUAGUAUCAUAUUGGGAGAUUUCAGAUUCUAUAUGAGUAGAGUAUCCUUAAGUUAGGUCUAAAUGCAGAUUCCAUAUGAGGGAACUCUAGCAGUCAUCUUCUAACCGCUGGGUCAAAUUUAAUAACAUUGUGAAUGAGUUGUCUCUGAUAUUCUGUGAGUGAUUCUAUCACUUAUUUCCUGAUCCAUUGAGAAUGUUCUAGAAGAUUUGGAAUGAACUUCCUCUUGCUCUUUCCA
Medicago truncatula (barrel medic) is the source of this 1260-nucleotide messenger RNA. RefSeq names its product photosynthetic NDH subunit of lumenal location 5, chloroplastic. Gene Ontology annotation, molecular function: cyclosporin A binding; peptidyl-prolyl cis-trans isomerase activity. NCBI's taxonomy places the organism in Eukaryota, Viridiplantae, Streptophyta, Magnoliopsida, Fabales, Fabaceae. The coding region runs from base 112 to 846 and encodes 244 amino acids. The transcript has 5 exons. Gene Ontology annotation, biological process: protein peptidyl-prolyl isomerization; protein folding. The record is from RefSeq and is a predicted model, not a curated record. Gene Ontology annotation, cellular component: cytoplasm.